AUGUCUUCUCCUCGUGCUUCCUCUCCGGCCAACUCCCCGGCUGCCGCCACCGGUGCCAACAUUGGCCGACCUUCGUCCCCUACUCCUCCCGGUGGUCCUCGAACUGCCAUUCGGCGUCGUGCUGCUGCCGACCAAAAGGAGAAGAUUGCCAAUGCUCGACCUACAAGCACGAGAUCGGCGGGCGCAGGUGGCUCCAGUAGUACCAUGCUGAGAUUAUACACUGACGAGUCUCCUGGCUUGAAGGUCGACCCUGUAAUUGUCCUUGUCCUAUCUCUUGUGUUCAUUUUCAGCGUUGUGGCUUUGCAUGAAAUGUGCCAGCUUUGUCGCUUCCAAGAUGUUUCUCGCGUGGCAUACGUCAACGUCCCUGGGGGCGAUUGGCAGCCUUGGACCGACAUGGAGAUUCUCGACGAGAAGCAGAGGCUGGCCAUGCAGAAUGGUCAGCCACAGGAGAUGCAACCGCACGUUCCAAUGCAGGCGGUUGUGGACGGCGAGGACGGCGCUGCGGCUCUAAUUACCGACGGCUUCUUGGUCCCAAACCUCGACGGGCCCAACGAUGCAAACCCCCCCGCAUACGGCGAACAGCAUGACCAUGUACGAUUUUCACAACCAGGCUUCGAUGCUGGUGCCGAAGUCACAGACGAUGGUAGAAUUAAUAUCAAUCUUCACACCAAGAACCGAAGGCUUGCUAAUCUGCUCGCCCCGACAAUCGACAGCCAAAUCUCAGUAGAGCCUCAAGCCGAACCUGCUCUACCCCCAGCAUAUAUCCCGCCUGGUCUAAGUGCUGAGCCAGGUCAGCCGCCUCCACCCAGCCUCAACGUCGUUAUCCAAAUCGUUGGUUCUCGAGGUGAUGUCCAGCCUUUUGUGGCCCUGGGCAAGGUCCUGAAGGAAUCAUACGGACACAGAGUUCGGAUAGCGACUCAUGCAACGUUUAAAUCCUUUGUUGAGGACAAUGACUUGGAAUUUUUCAAUAUCGGAGGCGAUCCUGCCGAACUCAUGGCCUUCAUGGUAAAACAUCCUGGAUUGAUGCCUGGAAUCGAUGCUCUGAAGAGCGGAGAAGUCAGCAAACGACGUCGGGGCAUACAAGAAAUGCUUCUUGGAUGUUGGCGAUCCUGUAUCGAGGCAGGCGAUGGUUUAGGACCUCCGCCAAAACCACAUAGGAUCAAUGAGCCGUUGGACUUGGCUGCUGGAAUGCCGGGAGACGAAAAUCAUCAACCAUUUGUGGCAAAUGCCAUAAUUGCAAACCCCCCAAGUUUUGCUCACAUUCAUGUUGCUGAGAAGCUUGGCAUCCCUGUUCAUAUGAUGUUCACCAUGCCAUGGUCACCUACGAGGGCAUUCCCCCACCCUCUGGCCAAUAUCCAAUCUACCAACGCUGACGAUGUCAUGACUAACUACAUGACGUAUACAUUGGUAGAGAUGUUGACAUGGCAAGGUCUCGGUGAUGUUAUUAACCGUUUCCGACAAAAAGCACUCGAUUUGCCAUCUCUGUCGUUUAUCUGGGCGCCUGGCCUGCUAAAUCGCCUUAAGGUUCCCUACACCUAUUGCUGGUCACCAGCUCUGAUACCGAAACCGAAUGAUUGGGGGAGGCAUAUCGAUAUUUCCGGCUUUUACUUUCUUAAUCUAGCGUCGUCUUAUACACCGGAUCCAGAGCUUGCCGCAUUCCUUGAAGCUGGCCCGCCCCCAGUUUAUAUUGGAUUUGGAUCCAUAGUCGUGGAUGACCCCAAUGCGAUGACUCGAAUGAUAUUUGACGCAAUUCAUCUCGCCGGUGUUCGUGCACUAGUAUCGAAGGGCUGGGGUGGUUUGGGCGCAGAUGAUGUUGCUCUCCCUGAAGGUGUGUUCAUGCUGGGCAAUGUGCCGCAUGAUUGGCUUUUCGAGCAUGUCUCGGCUGUUGUACACCACGGUGGAGCUGGAACGACUGCGGCUGGUAUAAAGGCUGGAAAACCUACGAUUGUUGUACCCUUUUUUGGAGAUCAGCCGUUUUGGGGAGCCAUGAUUGCAAGGGCGAAGGCUGGGCCGGAGCCAAUUCGUUGUAAAGAUCUGACUUCAGAAAACUUGGCUGAAGCCAUCAAGUUCUGUCUCGAGACCGAUACCCAAGAGAGAGCGAAAGAGCUGGGACACAAAAUCCGAGAGGAAGCUGGAACAGAUGUUGGUGCAAAGAGCUUCCAUAAGCACCUCGAUAUCGACUCUCUGCGAUGCUCGGUAGCACCUUGUCGACCUGCCGCUUGGCGAGUCAGAAGAACCAAGAUACGCUUGUCGCCGCUGGCAGCGUCGGUGCUGAUAGAUGCAGGUCUGAUAGAGUACAAAGAUUUAAAGUUAUACCGACCUGUCGAGUACAAUACAGAAGAUCAGCCACCUGACCCCGUUUCGGCUGGCGCUGCUUCGCUCAUCGGCGACUUGAGUGGAAUUGGCAUGGCUAUCGCAGAUGUUCCUCGGGAAUUAUUCAAAUCUCGACGCCCCAAGGAUGGUCAAGGCUCAGAGACAUCAACCAUCUUAGGCUCGUCUAGCAAACUCACACUAGCUACAACGGACGCGAUAUCUCAGAACAAGUCUAAUACUGACUUGUCUAGUAUUGCCUCUCGGGAAAGAGAAGGCCGAGAAGCGUCAAGAGUUCCAACUGCUGAUUCAAAUCGAUCGCUUACCGAACUAUCUUCCGCAUCACAAUCUCUCGUGGAAUCGAGAGACCCGUCGCCCCUGGGGAUAAGUUUGGAUGCCACCGUUGGAGCUGGACGAAGUGUAGGCCGUGCUGUGUCUACAGGUGUGAAGAGCCCGAUGAACUUCUGUUUGGGGUUGGCUAAGGGAUUCAGGAAUAUUCCGAGACUCUACAAUGAUGAUACUGUCCGACCCAUAGAGAAAGUCACCGACCUCAACAGUGGUAUCAAGAUUGCUGGCAAAGAGCUUGGCUAUGGCUUCUUCGAUGGCAUUGCAGGUUUGGUUACGCAACCAAUUCGAGGAGCUGAGAAGGAAGGACCCGGCGGAUUCGUCAAGGGCAUCGGAAAGGGCAUUGGAGGCCUCAUUGCCAAGCCUGCUGCCGGCAUAUGGGGUGUUCCAGCCUAUAUGAUGCAAGGCGUCCACGCGGAGUUCAACAAAAUGUUCACGAAGAGCGUCCAAAACUACAUCAUUACUUCCAGGGUUGUUCAGGGGACGCAAGAUCUGACUAGAGCAAGCGAGGAGGAAAAGUCUGAUAUUAUUAUUCGGUGGAACAAUUCGAAAUGGGACCUGAAGAACUAUUAUAUGUUGAAGCGAAAGGAAAAAGCAGCCGAGAAGGCGCCAGCAGGAUCAGAACAGUCCACGCAAUCAGACUCACCAUUUUCUCGACCUAAGACAAGCUGGCUCCACACUCGCGGUAUGUCAGCAGAAGAAAGAAAGAGGCUGCAGACGCAAAAGAGAGGCUUCGUCGACGCACCUGUGCCUCUAUCAAGCAGCUCUUCUAGUGCCCAGCCAAGCACAUCAGACGAUGCUGAGUUCGAACAAGCAAUUCAAGCCUCUGUUCGGGAAACGUCUAGAGGCAAUGCCGAAGAAGAUGCGAUGAUCGAGGCAGCUAUUCGGGAAAGCAUCAAAGCUAUGCGCGCAAGAGGGGCACUGCUGGAGACGUUACCGGAGGCUUCUGAAGACAUUCCAGAAAAGGACGUCAGCAUAUUCGAAGACGAGGAGUACCAGAUUACCGACGAGGAGUAUCAGUCGCUUGUAGAACAGGCCAUUCAGCAAAGUCUGGCAAGCCAUAUAGAGGAUUUGUUCCACCCUCAAGAAACUGGCAUAUCAGAACUGGACGCAUUUACUACAGAGAUACACAGUGCCCAGGGCGCUGGCGCUGCACAAGCAGACGAACAUGAUGCUGAUCUUCAGCGAGCCAUAGAAGAAUCAAAGAAUGUGUCGACUCUUCCAUCAUUUGAUGACGAGGAAGAGCUUCAGCGAGCUAUUGAAGCAUCGAAACAGGAUAUGGCUCGCGAGCAAAACCAACGAACUGAGGAGGACAUUGUCUUGGAAUAUGUCAAGAAGCAAAGCUUGGCCGAGGCAGAAUUCCAUAGUAAGCUGAACAAAGGGAAGGGAAAAGCGGCAGCAGCAGAAAUCGAUAGCGAAGACGAGGAACUAAAGCGAGCUUUGGAAGAGAGUUUGAAAUUGCACAGAGGCGAUUGCGCCGGCCCUUCAGGGUCAGGGUCAGGAUCAAGGUCAGGAUCCGGAGCUUGCGAUGAAGCAGCAGAAGGAAAGUGA
This is a messenger RNA of Metarhizium acridum CQMa 102, 4206 nucleotides long. The record is from RefSeq and is a predicted model, not a curated record. Lineage: Eukaryota; Fungi; Ascomycota; Sordariomycetes; Hypocreales; Clavicipitaceae.